This is a messenger RNA of Mercenaria mercenaria, 10211 nucleotides long. Its product is annotated as partitioning defective 3 homolog. The transcript is spliced from 24 exons. NCBI's taxonomy places the organism in Eukaryota, Metazoa, Mollusca, Bivalvia, Venerida, Veneridae. Gene Ontology annotation, biological process: microtubule cytoskeleton organization; cell adhesion; establishment of centrosome localization. Gene Ontology annotation, molecular function: phosphatidylinositol binding; protein binding. Bases 465 to 5294 code for a protein of 1609 amino acids. Gene Ontology annotation, cellular component: apical plasma membrane; apical junction complex; cell cortex. The record is from RefSeq and is a predicted model, not a curated record.
AAUUUUCUGUUAGUGCAUAAACAAGAAACUGACCCAGAUUGGAUCGGAGUUUUAAAGUUCUGUUUUUACCAAAUUCUUUUACUCUAUGGAGUUAAAAAAUAAUUACAAUUGUGUUUGUUUAGUAAAUAAAACUGUCUGUCGUGUGAGCUGGAGCUAAUUCUUUGUGAUUUCGUGCAAAUAUUCAAAGGGAUUAUCACCUGUGUAAGACAGGAAGUAUUUGCCAGACAGAGUUGUCGUUAUUUGUUUAUUUUUUUUCAAAUACAAGUAUUUAUUUAUAAAGAGUUAUAUCUGAAUCAUUUUUCAUGAUGAUUUAAUUCAGAAAUAUACACAUAAGUUUUGCUUAAGCCUUUGUCACAUUGAAACACCAUAGCAAGGAGCUGUUAGCGUUACUGUUUUAGGUUUCGAACAGCAGAACGCUCAAGUUUUCUUCACAUCGGGAUUAAAGAUGUGAACAUGUAAGAACAAUGCCCAUGAAGGUGACCGUUUGCUUUGAUAAAGUAAAAGUGCUAGUUCCAUGUGGUGAUGGUGAACUUUUAGUCCGUGAACUCAUUGAGAAGGCAAUAACACGAUACAAGAAAGCAAUUGGAAAAUCGACUGAUUAUUGGGUCAGUGUUCAUACAGUGCGUACUGUAAAUGAAGACUCAAUUCUUGAUCCUGACGAUACGCUCUGUGACGUUGUUGAUGACAGGGAGCAGCUUAUAGCAGACUUUGAGGAGCAGGGUGGCCCUCGUUCUCACCACAAUGGAGGUGACGGACAGAGCGUCAGUUCUACAGGAACAGGAAGCCCCGAUAUAUUUGCUGCUGAACUAGCCCAUCACAAGUCCAAUCACCAUCGGGGAUACUCUUUUGAUAGUCAAAAUGAUGUGAUUGUUACUGACAUAGAUAUAAGCUCAGGUUCGGGACUGACAGUACGGAGAGGUAGUGAACCUGCACUUAAUGUUUUAGAGGAUGAAAAUAAACCAUUGUCAAAACAGACCAAUUUAAGUAACAGAAGCUUCGAUGAUAAAACAGAACAGAAGAAACAAGAUGAUACAAGUCCAGGCAAAGAUGACAGUCACAAACCAAUCAUUAAGGGUACAUUUGGGCAGAAGGAACGAGAGAAGACGCCCCCGUUCAGCAGGUUUGCACGGGAUUCCUGGCGUCAGUCCCUUGGAAAUCAACCCAACAUGUUCAAAUGGCUCGAGGCUCAGGAACGGCAGGAAGAAAGAAUUAAACAGCAUCCAGAGCGACAGGGGCCUGUAGGUGGCAGCACGUACCAGGAGGAUGAGGUCGAGGGCCCAGUCAAACCCCCUAUACCUCCAGCAAAAAAGGAAGUUGGUAUAGUUCUGUGUUUGAAGAACGAUGGUACACCACUGGGUAUACAUGUAGUACCGGACUUCAAUGAGGCUGGAAAAGAGAGUGGUUUAAUGGUACAGGGCAUAGAGCCAGGAGGAAGGAUAGAUCAGGAUGGCCGACUCAAAGUCCAGGAUAGAAUUAUAGAAAUCAAUAAUUUAGAUCUCCACAAUAUCACCUUUCCAAAAGCUCAGGAGAUAUUUCGAAAUGCUAUGAAAACAGACGAGGUGCGAUUAAAGGUUGUGAAACAUUCCAUACCUUUGUUACCAAAGAAAGUGCCACCUGCAGUUCUUCCGAAGCCUCGAGGUCACUCGCCCACAAAACCUAGUCCGCUCACCUUGCCGCCACAGAAUCUUGAUAUAAAUUCACCAGUGACCAGUCCAGAUGACACAAGCACUCCUCUGGAAAAAACUGCUGAAAGUGCUUCUGACACAAAAGAUGUUAAUCACACAAAGCAGAAUUCGUACAGUUCUAAAGACAGUGGAACAGUGCACACAAGUUCAUCUAAAAAUACCCCUUCACCUUCAAAGAAAGCCCCACCCCCAGCCCCUCCACAGCGCCACCCCUCCACCACUUUGUCUUCAAAUAACGCACCAGAGAAUGGUGCAGACAAUAACUCAAGUGCUGAAAAGAGUAAAUCUAGAUCAUCUUCACCAUCACCUAGUGCUUCAGGAACUUUAACGAAAAAACGUGAAGCAAUAAUAGCUCCAACAAACACAAAAAAGAUUGGGAAAAGAUAUGACAUAGAGUUAGUAAAAGGCCCAGUAGGUCUUGGAUUCAGCAUUACAACCAGAGACAAUCCCACAGGGGGUCCAUCCCCCAUCUAUAUAAAAAAUAUCUUGCCAAAAGGGGCAGCGGUGACAGAUGGACGAUUAAAAGCAGGGGAUCGACUGCUUGAGGUGAAUGGCAUAGAAAUGACGGGUAAAACUCAGGGAGAUGCUGUUUCAAUAUUACGCAAUACGACACUAGGAAGUACGGUACACAUUGUCGUGUCUCGACAAGAGAAUGAAGAAGAAGAAGGAGACGACAGAUUUAAGGUUCCACGUGAAUUGCAUGACUCUAACACCAGUGACCUUGACACUGCCAGAAAUGACCUUGAACUUCAACAUGAAAUUUUCCAGCCCCAGGAAAAAGCAGAAGAUGAUGGUACUUUGGCUGUGAUGAAAAACAAGGAACUGAUUGAGUUUAAUAUACCACUGAAUGACACGGGAUCUGCUGGGCUUGGUGUGAGUGUGAAGGGGAAAACCCUCACCACGGAGGAGGGGACACGGGAUCUGGGAAUCUUUGUUAAAGCUGUGAUACAUGGAGGUGCUGCUUCUAAGGAAACCAGCAUCAAGGAUGGACGUUUACAAGUGAACGACCAGCUGUUGGAAGUGAACAGCACCUCCCUUAUAAACCAUGCAAACACUGAGGCUAUGGACCUCUUACGCAAUGCUAUGCAAGUGGAUGGACCUGUUCCAGGAUGUAUAAAUAUUAAAGUUGCCCGCAGGAUCGGCGCUCCUUCCCCCUCCCCAUUUGCAUCCCAGGGUUCGGAGGAUGCUGAAUGGAUUAGUGGAGAGAAGGAAUUAAAUAACAAUGAUUCUUUAGACACAAGUGAUCAAAUGCCGGGAGAUACUAAUAGAACUCCUGAAAAAUUCAAAAACGGUGAUAUUCCAAGUAAUUUCAAAUCUCCGAAUCUAUUUCUGGAUAGAAUUAUGGCGGGAAAUGGACUAAGAAACGAGUCUUACACUCGAGCCACUCAUGAAAGUUACGUCGAAACUCCAGAGCCUUAUCGUACUAAAGGGAAUCUCAUUGACCUCUCUAAACAGAGACCACGACCUCAUUCUACACUAGGCAUAGAGCGAGGGUCACCACCAGGAUCAAAUAGUUCCAGCUCAGAAGAUAUGAGCAAGGAACCAGCCUGGAUUCAUGGUCCAGACUGGACCAGACAUGCUAGUCAAACAAGUGAAGAAAGUGAGCUAAGUCCUGGGCCUGAUGGCUUCAGUAGAGACGGUUUCGGUAGACAGAGUAUGUCUGAAAAACGUAAAGGUCACGGUGACCCGAGGAGCAGUGAAAUCUAUCAGAAAGUCCGAGGCUUGAAGGAACUUAAUAAAGGCCUGCAGAGAUCAAUUCAGCAGUCAGGAAGUUAUGGUCGACUGGUUAGAGCCGGUUCUGCAGACUCACUGCUCAGUCGUUCCAACAGCAACAUUAAUAGUCCCCGAGCUCUCGUGCAUGAAAAAUACGGCUUGUCAAAUAUUCGAGGCCCCGCCCCACCAACAAAUCUGAAGAGGUUUAGCUCCCUAGAGAACCUCUCCACAAUGCCAGACCCUGAUCCAGAUCCUGACAUGAGUGCGAGUUUCGAGGAUGAUGAAGUCAGUCCACAGCCGCGUAUGGCACGUAGACGUGGGGGAAACGAGAGUUUCAGGGCAGCAGUUGACCGAUCUUAUGACCCAGUGCCUAAACUUGAAAUGGACCCCUAUGAUGACGAAUCAAAUGUACCAACAGCAGCUUUACGGAGAAGCCACUCUGGUAAUAUUGUGCGAUCCCUCUCUUCUAUAUAUUUACGGCAUGGUGUAAUAUGCAAGUCGCUUGAUUAUAUAUUUCGUCUUUCCGAAGUGGAAGAGGAGGGUAGUGAAGGAGGGUCAAUAGGUCGCGACCCCACUAAUUCAGCAAGGUCGUCUACAAGUGAAAUGUUCACAGAAGAUGGGAAAAAGAAAGGGGCCAAGAAACACAAGGAUGCAAGAAAAUCAGGGGGCUUGUUAAAGGGAUUCUUCAAGUUUGGUAAGGGUAGGAAGACUCCAGUAGAUGAAGUCGGGAAAGGGGUAAAGCCUUCAGACCACAAGGACCAGCUAGACGGAGAGGCAAGGGCUCAUAGGGAACAUAUUGAACAGGAAGAACAAAGGUGGAGGCAGGCACAGGCUGAACAGGAGAGGGCGCAGCAGGAGUACAGGUGGUUACAGGAGCAGCAGAAGGUACGGCAGAUGAACCUGCCAGAUCAGCCCCUGCCCCAUGGUCAGGUGCCGUUCAAUCCACCGGAACCUCACAGUAUGGGUCACUCGGCCCCUGUAGUCAGUGGAUCAGAUUUACACAGAGACACUGCAGUUUCUCGUGCAGAGCGUAUCCAGCAAUUACGUGCAGAUCAUCAGCGUCGGCACCAGGAAAGACAGGGACAAUACCCACAGGAGGAUAGAGAGGAAGAAUACGAGCGACAAAUACAAGAAGAUGAGAAAAAGGCAAGCAGAUUUACUAGUGACCAAGACUAUUUCUUUUAUCAGAAAUAUGGGCAGAGUGCAAUUCCCAGUCAGAUAGAGCAGCAAGGUCAAAGGUCACGACCUUCAAGUAGAAAUCAGGUUGAAAGACCUCACAGUCGGAUUGGUUCAGCGGAUUUUGUUCAGGGUACCAGUAAUUAUCAGGAUUACAGAGACAUACAGCCGCAGGGAACCAGACUCAUUAGUGACUCAAAUAUUUCUAAAUAUAGUAACUUCUAUCGUCCUCCAUCGCGAGGGCAGACGUCAUUGACAGAUAUGAAUUUUCACCAUCAAAAUAAUCAGUACCAUCAACAGCAGCAGCAUUCAUCAGUGGUCCCACGGGGCCCCACCCCUUCUCAAGAUAGACAGCCACAGCACCCCUUUGGCAUUCAAAGGGGUCAGACACCAACUAAUGAAUAUGAUCGUAACACAAAUUUCCGAAAUGCAAACGGAAGCUAUCAAGGGGUUCAUAGAGUGCAGACACCACAAAAUGUGAUUGUCAGUGAUAGACGGAAUUACGCAGAAUACGAUGAUCUUAGAAGGGGUAAUAUGAAUGUGAAUAGAACUAAUUUAAAUUCAAAUAAAGAUCAUGUGACUAGACAGGAAGUGCUGCCACCAAGUGGUGGUAACUAUAGUAACUCAUCAUAUGCAUAUAGAGAUCCUGUAUUCACGUCAGUGGCGGGGAAAAGGCCAGUGAAAUCUUUAUCGCAACAACCAAACUCGGCAAAAGUCUGACAACAGAACCUAUUUGUGUCAGUGUUAAAUGUUAGACUAUGUUCUGAAAAGGUUAGAGGGUCAUUGAAAAUAAAAUUGAAGUAUUACCCAGCAGUAAACUGUAUUUUUCAUAAUAAUGAAUUUUUAAUUGGUCAUUUUACUUUUAUACAGUAUUUAACUGUAUUUAUACAAUUAUGCAGAUGAAGAUUAUAUUACAUGAUCUUGUAUUCACAGAACAUACUGUUAGCUAGUGUUCCAGUUUAUUAAUUAAAUGCAGGUGUAAUGAGGAAAGUUCAAACAAUUUUAUUAUUGAAAGUUAAAAGUUAUAGUAUUUACAUUUUAACAAACCCAAACGUUCAAACAUUUUGUGAUGCUUUACAGAACAUUGCUUUUAUACAAACCAUACUCUUAAAGGAGAAUGCCUCCAGGUUUAUGUCAUCUUAUUUCAGAAGUUUGGAAAUGCUUUCAUUUUUCAGUAAUUAUAAGUAAAAUGUAAAACUGAAGUUUCACAGUAUUUAUGAAUAGUCUGUGAAGUAACAUAACAGAAAGGUAGUUAAGCAUGCUGAUGAAAUAUAAACUGACAUAAUAUUGACUAAUAAAUACUGACCAAUCUGCAUUUCUAUGAAUGUAUCUUUAGAAAAGCGACAGAAAUUUGAAAGUUUGGCAUUCUGCCUAGAGGCAUGUCCCUUUAAGUUUUGAGUGGAAAUAGAUGAGAUCUCUGAAUCUGUUAAAGAUUAGAAGAAUUUACUCUAACUUUAGUAGCAAUUUUUAUGUAAGGUUAGUUCCUGAGAUAACUAUAAAAGUUUAUACAUUAGUAUCAUUUUUGUGAAUAGUAGGUUGUGAGGUGAAAUAUAAUAGAUGACAACGAAAAAAAAGAUGAUAUUGUUUACAUGUACCUGACUUAAUUGUAUACAAGAUUAAUUUUUAUAUUUACAUAAUGAAAUUAUCCAAGAUCUGCAUGCUUCUUUCUUAAUAGAUUUUAUCUUCAGUGAGAUUUUCUUAAGGUAUAUAGAUGUUUGUCUGAAUUUGUAGAAUUAAAUCUGUUGAUUCUGAAUUUAGACAGUAAUUCCAGACCUUUUUAUGAGUAUUUUGACCACAUCUCUUGGUCUGUAUUGGCUAGUUGGUGUAAAGUGCUGGGGGUCAUGUGAAGUAGUGAGGUCAUCUGGCAAGAGAGCAGGGUACACUGGAGGUAACUCAAUGUAACUUGCAUAUCAAGAGGAGGGUCAUGGAACCCAUUGAAGUCAGGCAGUGCUCCCCAUCACUUAACCCUUACCUUGCUAAAUUUCUAUAAUGAACAUGUCCAUCUUCCAAUUUGGACUGUACCAUUAACUGUCAAAAGGGGUGCUUACCAAAAAGAUACCGACUGAAUGGUGAACAGUGCAGAUCAUGAUCAGACUGCACGAAUGUGCAGGGCUGAUCAUUAUCUACAAUGAUCGCAAAGGCAGAAUCAGUCGUGCCCAGCAUGAUGAGGAUUAAUAGUGGACAAUACUGACCUGUUGUCAAGUGGUAUUUCUAUGUCACACGAUCUCCUGCAGUAACACUAACACAUGCUAUGAGAUCUAUUUGAAAUGUUCAGAAAAAAAGGAAAUUUUUGCUCCAAGUCUGGAAUUACUAUCUAAACUGUUCCAUAUAGGCUCAUUACUUGUGUAAGUAGCAGAUUUCAUCAAAACUCCAUAAUUUUAGUUGUUGUUUGUCACACUUGUGCUUGAACCAGAUUGAAGAGCAUAGUUUUCAUAAAAAUACUUUUCAAAUUUCCCUUGUUGAGAAGUGUUUAAAAUAAUCUAAUACAAUAUUUAAGAGUCAAAUUCAAGUUGCAACUGAUCUUCAAAUCAAAAUUGUUUUUUUCCUACAGUACUGUGAGUGUAAUUUGAUUGUCUUUCUACUUGAAUAGUCAUUAUUGAUAUAUGGAAAUAUGCUUAAGCAAUUAUAAAGUUAUCAAGAGAGUAGCCAGACUUCAUUGGAUGUGUGGCCUUAAAUGAGGAGGUGCUAGUUGCGUGCACGCUUUUACAUUACAGAAUAGGUUUAGUGCAUUCUGAGGUGGUAUAGCUUAGAAAUAUCAUUUAAAUCAUUUUGAAAUUAUUAAAAGCAGUAAAUCAUGCUUGUUAAAAUCACCUGCUGGACAAGGCCUGAGCUGUUGUUGCAGCAUGGGAACUCUCAACUCUCGUUUUUAACCUUUUAACAUUUGUUUCAUGUAUGUCAUAGAACAAUCUCAGCAUGGAAUUAAUUUUUAAAAAAAGCAGUAAGAAUGUUGUGAUGAGUGAUAUUACAUAUGUUGCUGUAAAUGGAGGAAUUUUGUGAUACACAGGUUUCUUAUGAACUUUCUUAUUUUAAUGUAAAAAGACAUUUUUGGUUUUAGGGCAAACAGAAAGUGAUGUUAUGAGUUUUUCCUGUUUUGAUUAACUAUAAAAUACAAAACUUACUUAUUUAGCAAACUUUUACUCAUGUUUGAUUGCACAGUUGUUUAGCUUUUGUCAAAAACUAGCAUAAAACGAAUGUUUUAAUGUAAAUUUACUUGUAUUGAAUGUAAAAUGCUUUUAAAGCAGUGAACAUUUAAUGUUCUUGUAGAGAUUUAGACAACACAUAUGGGAACAAAUAUUAAAUCUCAGCUUCUCUGUUCUGUUAGAAACAACAGUAUAUACACCAAAACUUCAUAUCUCAGAUUGUUGCUGUGUAAGGCUGUCCUUUGUAAGGUUGUGAUCAUCUAUUUUCUAUGUUUUUACACGGAAUGCAAUUUCCCUACUUCGCAGCAUUUUGAUGCCUUCUUUUCUUUACACUCAUGGUUGUGAUUGUCAUGUUAUAAGCUAGUAUUUGUUGUAACUAUGCAGCACUAUCUGUCUGCAAUGCAUUCUUUCAUGUCAGUAUUCACGCUGAUUUCACAAACAUCUCGAGUAUCAAUGACAAUAAAAGAUCUGAUCAGUGAAACAGUAAAGUUAUGAUUAAGAAAUAAUGUAUAGAAAAAACUUGUUUUAACGUUAAUAAUACAUAGAAUACAUAGAAAGAGGUUAUACAUCCAUGGAAUAAUUUCACGAGGGCAUAGACCGUGUGAUUUAUUCUUGCGACGUAUAACCGAUUUGGAGUGUAUUAAUAUAGAUAAAACACGAUUUUGCUGUACUUUAUUUUGAUUCUAAUAUGCCCUUAAUCUAAAACAGUAGAUGAAAUAUAGUUGGGCUCUUUUUUGGUCUCAACAAAAAGACCGACCUCAUCGCACGUUAAUGUGACAUCAUUAUAGCUUAAGAGUGUUUUAACAGAAACAAGCAUAUUAGAAUUAUUGUCAAAACAACAGUUCUAAUAUCCAUAUUGAUUUAAAACAGAAAACUGAUUUUUGAAUGAUUUAAAACAGAAAACUGAUUUUUUGAAUGAUUUAAAACAGAAAACUCAUUUUUGAAUGUAUAUGUGAUACACCAGACUUUUGACUUCAUCUCCAAAAUGACAAAAGUACUGACUAUUAAGUUUAAAAAUCUGUUCAAAGCAUCGAUUAUAAUUCCUAAAAGUGAAAUGAAUGAAAAAAAUAAUGAUUUUUAUUUGUAAAGAUGUUCAUAUAAAUUUUUAGCCUGAUAGUAAUUGCCUAAGUUGAGCUUGGCAACUGUUUUUUUGUAUUUAUACAUUCAUAUGAUAUAUCUACAUGUUUUUGUCUAAGUUCACAUUUUGUGCAAUUUGUCAGAGAAAAAGGUUGUGCCUUUAAUCUUGUGAUGGUUUUAUCCUUUUUAACUCAUUGUAUGUUUCCAUGGAUAUGGUGUCUGUGAUACCGUGGAUUUAGUGUUUGUGUAUUUCUAUGGAUGUAGUGUCUGCAGUUUCAUGGAAACUGUUUGUUAGUUUCUAUGGAUACAGUGUCCAAGUUCCUACAUGUUUUCUUUUUCCAUGAAUACAGUGUCUUUGUUUCCAUGGAAACUGAGAUUUUCUGUAUGUUUUUCUUAUUACAUAAAUUUGGCUUGUACAAGUUCUCAGAAGAUACACAAACACUCACAGAAAUCUCAACCAUUACAUAUUCUUUUGAUUAAGUGACUUAUUCAGUACCGGUAGAUAAGGCUAUUUGUAGAUUUUACUAUAAUAAUUUGUGGGCUGAGCUCGAAACUCUUGUAGUUGUAUAUAAAUAAAGAACAAGAUACAUGAGUUUCUCACUCAGCCCUCAUAUUGCACUUUGUUUUCUGAAGUUCUCAAAAUUCAGCAAGUUUACAGCUUUCAUUCUUCUAUUAAUAGGAGUUUCUUAUUUUUCAAAUAUACAGAAAAAUACUUAACUCAAGUUAUUUGGAAAAUGAUUAUCCUUUUUGUAUACAUGUACCUGUUCUAGGUGUUUUACCUGGUAAUUGUGUGUAAUCCUUUCAUGGUUAUAAAAACAAUGAAUCUGAUACAGUUAUAUCUUAUAAAGCUACUUACCUGAAAGUUUUGCAUACUGACGAAUAAAUGGGUUAUGACAGGCAAUAUGCAUCCCGCUGUUUUGAAGACUUUGUUUGGCGUUUACACAUGUUCGUAUGAAUUGCAUCAAAAUUUAUUAUACAGUUUUCAUGAUUUCAUUUUUCAAGGGGUAACCUAAAUAUCUGGUGGUUCUUGUAAAGAGGGAAAGAUGUAUCUUUAGUGAACUCACUGAAGCAGCAAAUAUAAGCAUAGCAAAUAUGAGCUAUUUGCAUUGGCUUUUCUUUACUGCGAAAACAGCUAGAAAGAUGUGGAUAUAUCAGAAUUCUGUUGUUUUAUUUCUGUUAAAUGUCCUUAACUAGCAAAAUACUGGUUUGUUUAUGAAAGAUUGUUAUCUGCAAUUUUUUCACUAAAUUCUAAAAUCUUGAUUAUUUUUGACUCUACACAAUGGAAACAGCAGAGUGCUUUGAACAUGUUAAUGUGUUAAAAGUGUCUUUGUAUCAUACCAAUAUUAUUAUUGAAGCAUAUAUUUUAUAUUUUUGUAUAGCCAUCCAAUAUAUUUUAAGAUUAAAAUAUAGUUGAAAUCUG